AGGGACGCGAACACCAGCCAAACUUCCGGUGCCUGCAGAGCGGGGAGCGGCGGUCGCCCAGAUCGCGGCUGCUCGGGCAGAGGCUGCACGGGCAGAGGCUGCACGGGCGGACGCGCGGCCGGGGGCAGCCAUGGUGAAGAUCAGCUUCCAGCCCGCCGUGGCCGGCAUCAAGGGCGACAAGGCCGAUAAGGCUUCGGCCGCGGCGCCGGCCCCGGCCGCCGAGAUCCUGCUGACGCCCGCUCGGGAGGAGCGGGCCCCCCCGCAGCGCUCCAAGAAGGGGAGCUCUGUAGGCGGCGUGUGCUACCUGUCAAUGGGCAUGGUCGUGUUGCUCAUGGGCCUCGUGUUCGCCUCCGUCUACAUCUACAGAUACUUCUUCCUUGCACAGCUGGCCCGAGACAACUUCUUCCACUGUGGGGUUCUCUACGAGGACUCCCUGUCCUCCCAGGUCCGCACGCGGAUGGAGCUGGAGGAGGACGUGAAGAUCUACCUCGAAGAGAACUAUGAGCGCAUCAAUGUGCCGGUGCCCCAGUUCGGCGGCGGUGACCCCGCAGACAUCAUUCAUGACUUCCAGCGGGGGCUCACCGCCUACCAUGACAUCUCCCUGGACAAGUGCUAUGUUAUCGAGCUCAACACCACCAUUGUGCUGCCCCCCCGAAACUUCUGGGAGCUCCUCAUGAACGUGAAGAGAGGGACCUACCUCCCGCAGACGUACAUCAUCCAGGAGGAGAUGGUGGUGACGGAGCACGUCAGCGACAAGGAGGCCCUGGGCUCCUUCAUCUACCACCUGUGCAGCGGGAAGGACACCUACCGGCUGCGGCGCCGGGCCACCCGGAGGCGGAUCAACAAGCGAGGGGCCAAGAACUGCAACGCCAUCCGCCACUUCGAGAACACCUUCGUGGUGGAGACCCUCAUCUGCGGGGUGGUGUGAGGGCCGCCCCCUCCAGGCCCCACCCCUGCCCUCUGCCGUGUUUCUCUUCUGGCCACUCUGGCUGUCCUCUUUCCCCUCGCUUAGCUUGUACUUUGGACACCUUUCCAUAGAUGUGACGUGUCUCCUGGUUCCUUUCUAGCCCUGCCCGCCUCCCCGUACCAGAGCCGUGACCUCUCGAGGCCCCACCUCUUCCGAGCUCCCGGGUCUGGGGGACAGGAGGGUGCCACCAGGUGGUUGCCGUGACCACCGUCCUGCAGUCGGGUCCGCCGGGGCCGGCCCCCAGCUGCUCUGGCAGCCCAGGGGAAGGGCUGGACAGAGGGGCCAGGCUCGUGGGGGCCCUGGGCGAGGGGACAGCCGGGGAUGGGGUGUGGGGCUCAGAAAUGUCUGCACAGCUGGGGAAGUCCCACAAGGCUUGUUCCUUGGACAGUCCCAUGUCCAGAUUCCCAGAUCUGGGCUGAGGAUGGGGGAGUGUGCCCAGGGAUGGACCCACCCAGAGCACAAGGGAAGAUGGGGUCCUGGGGCUCCCCCCCAGGGCUCUUGUCAGUGCCUUCAGCCCACCAGCGGGAGCCUGGAGUGAGGGGUGGGGAUCAGUCUGCCAAGCACAAUCGUUCUCCGAGUGGAACCAAAGAAGGGAGGAGCCAGGGCCCCCCCGGCCCUGCCCCCCCCCCCAGGAGCACAAGCACGGGGGGGUCCUGCGGCCAUGGCACGGGGAUGGGACAGAGGGGGGGCCGCUCUCACCUGUCAGCGGGCAGCCCUGCGGGGCUGAGCGCUGAGCAGAGCCAAGGGGGUGGGCUCGCUGCUUUCUCCAAGCUUGGAGCUGUUUUAGAAGAUAAUGUGGGGGAAAGGGAGAGCCACCUGGUACUUGUACACCCUGCCGCCUCCUCGUUCUGAAAUUCCGUCCCCCUCGGCUUUGGGGGAAUGCAGCCUUUUUUUCCUUUUCCUUCUCACUUUUGCAUGUUUUUACUGAUCAUUCAAUAUGCUAACCGUUCCCAGCCCUGAGCCUUGAAGAGGAGGUUUCGACGCCUCCGUCAGACUUAGGUGCUCUCUGGAGAUGAAACUCUUAAAUGCUUUGUAUAUUUUCUCAACUAGAUCCCUUUUCAGAAGUGUCCGUAGAACAAUAAAAAUCUUUGACUUCUGA
Molecule: messenger RNA, 2066 nt
Organism: Zalophus californianus (California sea lion)
Lineage: Eukaryota; Metazoa; Chordata; Mammalia; Carnivora; Otariidae
Gene: ITM2C
Product: integral membrane protein 2C
Exons: 6
Coding region: 131-928 (265 amino acids)
Biological process (GO): negative regulation of amyloid precursor protein biosynthetic process
Cellular component (GO): Golgi apparatus; plasma membrane; extracellular exosome
Molecular function (GO): amyloid-beta binding
Source: RefSeq, a predicted model, not a curated record